AGAGGUGGUUCAUCGCUUGUUUUAGUGGAUUCUACUCUUGGACAAGGCUGUAUAAAUCAAAUUAUUGACCGAAAAAUCGUAACGAGAUACAUUAACGAAAAUGAAUAGAAAAAUUCCGGAUAUUAAAUAUACUCAGUUAUUUAUUAAUAAUGAAUUUGUGGAUUCUAUAAGUCUUAAAAAAUUUCCUACAAUAAAUCCAGUUGAUGGCACUGUUAUUGCAAAAAUCUCAGAAGGUGAUAAGGCAGAUGUAGACAAGGCAGUUGCAGCUGCAAAACAAGCAUUCAGUAGAGGAUCAAAAUGGAGAAAUAUGGAUGCAUCAGCUCGUGGAGUGCUUAUGAAUAAGUUUGCAGACCUUAUCGCAAGGGAUUUGGAAUAUAUUGCCACACUUGAAACUUUGGAUAAUGGGAAAACAUAUUCAAAUGCUGUUUUUGAUGUACAAUGUAGCAUAGACACAAUUCGUUAUUAUGCUGGAUGGUGUGAUAAAAUCUGUGGAGACACUAUUCCAGCAGAUGGAAAUCUUGUUUCAUUUACACGCAAGGAGCCAGUUGGUGUAGUGGGUCAAAUUAUUCCUUGGAAUUAUCCUCUUGUCAUGUUAGCAUGGAAAUGGGGCCCAGCUUUGGCUACUGGAUGCACUAUGGUUUUGAAACCAGCUGAACAAACUCCUCUAACUGCACUUUAUGCCGCAGCACUUGCUAAGGAGGCUGGAUUUCCACCUGGUGUUGUAAAUGUUAUUACUGGUUAUGGCCCAACAGCUGGUGCUGCUAUUGUUGAACAUCCAGAAAUUCGUAAAGUUGCAUUUACUGGAUCUACAGAAAUUGGUCGUCUUAUAAUGGCAGGUUCUGCCAAGAGUAAUCUUAAACGAGUUUCUCUUGAAUUGGGUGGCAAGAGUCCAUUGGUUGUUUUUGAUGAUGUUGAUGUUAAGGAAGCUGCUGAAAUUGCUUACAAUGCAAUAUUUGGAAAUCAUGGACAGAAUUGUUGCGCUGCUUCUCGUACAUAUGUACACGCUAAAAUUUAUGAUGAAUUUGUUAUGCAUGCUAAGGAAUUAGCACGAAAAACAAAAGUCGGUGAUCCUUUUAAUAGUGAGACUCAGCAAGGACCACAAAUUGAUCAAGAAAUGUUCGAUAAGAUCUUAGGUUUGAUUAAAUCUGGGAAAGAAGAAGGAGCGGUAUUGGAAACUGGAGGAGAACGUCAUGGGAAUGUUGGUUAUUUUAUUAAGCCCACUGUGUUUUCAAAUGUGACUAACAACAUGAGAAUUGCAAAAGAAGAAAUAUUUGGACCUGUUCAGUCUAUUUUAAAGUUUGAAACAAUGGAUGAUGUUAUUGAAAGUGCGAACAGUACCAAUUAUGGUCUUGGUGCUGGUGUUCUCAGUAAAGAUAUUGAUAAAGCUUUAACAUUUGUACAAGCAGUACAAGCUGGAAGUGUUUGGGUGAAUUGCUAUGAUGUUGUUACACCACAAACUCCAUUUGGUGGAUUUAAACAAUCAGGAAUAGGUCGCGAACUUGGUGCAGAAGGAUUAAAGGAAUAUCUCGAGACUAAAACAGUAACUAUUAAAGUGCCAACAUGUAAUUAAAUAUAAUAUAUACAAUCAUAU
This is a messenger RNA of Eufriesea mexicana, 1591 nucleotides long. RefSeq names its product aldehyde dehydrogenase X, mitochondrial. The transcript has 11 exons. NCBI's taxonomy places the organism in Eukaryota, Metazoa, Arthropoda, Insecta, Hymenoptera, Apidae. Gene Ontology annotation, molecular function: oxidoreductase activity, acting on the aldehyde or oxo group of donors, NAD or NADP as acceptor. The coding region runs from base 101 to 1570 and encodes 489 amino acids. The record is from RefSeq and is a predicted model, not a curated record.